GUGUCAGUGCAGCAUGGGACCUCGAGUGAUUUUUGUGGCUGCGCUUUUAGCAUGUGGAACUGCCCAUUCUUAUGAUGGUGAACAUCGAAGGUUACGAGGACGAAGUGUACUAAAAGGCCUUCUUAAUGUUCUAGACCCUCUUCAUCUCGUCCACCCUGCGGGGUCUCACUCGUCCUCUCAGGCACAGAGCUCCAGCGGCAGUCUAGGAACAAACUUUGGCCCCUUCGGACUCACCAGUAGUUACUCUCAGUCCUCCGCCAGUAGUCAGUCUUCAGCGGGUGCGGGUGGCAGCAACAGUGGCUCCAGCGCCCAGAGUUCUGCUGGAAGCGGCGCCGGGAGCGGAUAUUCUGGUUCUAAAUCUCAAAGUUCCGCGAAUGCUGGUUCUGGAGGAUACGGAGGUGGCUAUGACUAUGGAUGUCCUGGAGGUUGCUCUCCCAACAGUGUCGGAUAUGAGGGUCCACCUAGGGACUACGCACCUCCUCCAAACAAACCUGAAUAUAUAGUUAUUAUCAAAGAAGUUCCUGCAAAAUCUGAUAAUUACCCACCUGCACAUUAUCAAACACCCUAUGGUGGACAUGACCAAAAGCCUCAUUUCAAUGGGUUAGGGCAAGGAGGGUAUUACCAAGGAAGUAACUCCCACUCUGAUGCUAGUAGUAGCGCGAACGCGGCGGCAGGAAGUGGGUCAACUGGGUACGGUGGCCAAAGAGGAUCUGGAAACAGCGGGGUGGUAGGGCUAUCUAAUAGCGGUUCGGGAUCAAGUAGUAAUGCAGGAAGUCAAUCAGGGUCGGGAGUAGGCAGUGGGUAUUUGAGUGGUGGCUAUCCAGGUGCAAACUCAGGGUCGUCUUCAAAUGCAAAUGCAGGGAGUGGGAGCAAUAGUGGUGGAUACUCAGGGGGGUCAUCUAACUACCCAGGAUCUUCGUCUGGAUCAGGUGCAAACUCACAAGCUGGCAGUUCCGCUGGAGCGGGAAGUGGAGGAUACGGUGGUGGCAGACCUGUAGGAACAUACGGACAGAAACCUCAAUCGUAUGGCUCUGGAUCAGGAUCAUCAGCUAAUAGUGGUGCUUCAGCUGGAAGCAGUGGGUCUGGUGGUGGAAACUAUGGACAAGGGGGUUACGCUUCAAAACCAGUUUACUCGCCACCACCGAAGCCGGCUCCAGUUUACUCUCCACCACCACCCAAGCAGGCACCAGUGUAUCAGCCACCACCAACUCAAUAUAGACCGUCUGGGGGAUAUUCAGGCUCAAACGCAGGAUCUGCAGCGUCAUCACAAGCUGGUAGUAGUGCCGGUAGUAAAGGUGACAGUUCUGGUUACUCUCCUGGUUACCAAGGGUCCGGAUCAAAUUCUGGAGCAGGAUCACAAGCUAGCAGCGGAGCAGGCAGUGGAGGACAAGGCAGCAACUCAGGCUACUCCCCAAAUCUAGCGAGCGGGUCCGGGGCGAACUCUGGAGCUGCUUCUCAAGCCAACAGUGGAGCAGGCAGUGGUGGUUAUGGAAGUGGUGACUCUUAUGAGUCAAAACCAUCUGGUGGAUAUUCAGGUUCAGGAGGAAACGCAGGAGCACAAGCUUCCUCCCAGUCUGGAGCAGGAGGUUCAGGAUAUGGAGGAAGUGGUGGAUAUGGUGGAUCGAAACCUUCUGGAGGAUACUCUGGAUCUGGAUCAAACGCAGGAUCUCAAGCUGGAGCAGGAGGUUCAGGAUAUGGAGGAAGUGGUGGAUAUGGUGGAUCGAAACCUUCUGGAGGAUACUCUGGAUCUGGAUCAAACGCAGGAUCUCAAGCUGGAGCAGGAAGUUCAGGAUAUGGAGGAAAUGGUGGAUAUGGUGGAUCAAAACCAGCUGGAGGUUUCUCUGGAUCAGGGUCUAGCUCAGGAUCCCAAGCUGGAGCAGGAAGUGGUGGAUAUGGAGGAUCCAAACCAGCAGGAGGAUAUUCUGGAUCAGGAUCCAAUGCAGGAUCACAAGCUAGCAGCGCAGCAAAUAGUGGAGCAGGAAGCGGAGGCUACAACAGCCAAAACCUCGAUGAAAGCAUAGCCAACGUCUUUGGUUCAGGAGGAAGCGGAAGUGGAUCAUCGAGCAAUUCUGGAGCAUCUAGUAACACUGGUUCUGGGUCAUAUGGAAGUGGAGGAUCCCAAUCUGGCAGUUCUUCUCAAAGUGGAUCCUCAGCAAAUUCCGGAUCUCAAGGUGGCUCUGGGUCAUACUCUGGGUCCAAGAGUUCGUCAUCUGCCUCUGCCGGAUCUGGAUCGUAUGGAGGCAGUGGAAGUUCAUCAUCGUCUCAAAGCGAAGCUUCUUCAGGUUCCUAUUCCGGAGGUGGUGGAGCUGGAAGUCACUCCGGAAGUCAGUCAUCAGCGUCUUCCGCUGCAGGAUCAGGUUCUGGCUCAGCCAACCGAGGGGGAUCUGGUACAUACAGUGGCAGUCAAGCCUCUUCCUCGUCAAGCUCAGGAUCUGAUUUGAUCUUCCCAGAUGAUUAACCUGAUUACUGAUUUGCUCAAACUGAAAACCUAGAGUAUUAUAAAUGAUUAAGUAAUAAAAUAGUAUUAUUUAUUUACA
Messenger RNA from Macrosteles quadrilineatus (aster leafhopper), 2537 nucleotides. RefSeq names its product loricrin-like. The record is from RefSeq and is a predicted model, not a curated record. The coding region runs from base 14 to 2458 and encodes 814 amino acids. Lineage: Eukaryota; Metazoa; Arthropoda; Insecta; Hemiptera; Cicadellidae. The transcript is spliced from 2 exons.